Molecule: messenger RNA, 4312 nt
Organism: Sphaeramia orbicularis (orbiculate cardinalfish)
Lineage: Eukaryota; Metazoa; Chordata; Actinopteri; Kurtiformes; Apogonidae
Gene: tlcd4a
Product: TLC domain containing 4a
Exons: 7
Coding region: 365-1156 (263 amino acids)
Biological process (GO): lipid homeostasis
Cellular component (GO): endoplasmic reticulum; membrane
Source: RefSeq, a predicted model, not a curated record
AUCAACACCCCUCCUUCUCAUCAUUUCUGUAAUAGACCGUCGAGCUGCACGAUCUGCGCCUCUGCAAAUAUGCACGUUUCUGGCUGGAUGGGAUUGACAGUAAACAGCGCAAAACCAGCACAGAAUCCCAGCCCCAACCCCUCCGCACCCCCCACGAGUUGUUAGAGCGCGCGCGUGUGUGUAUAUAUAUGUGCGUGUAUGCGCGUGCGUGGAGCGGGAGGCGGGCUGUGUUUAUCAAAAAUGACUCGACAUGGCCGUGGCUUUGACUCAACAUACACGGCUUUACGAACGACACCCGAGACCGUGAGCAGCUGAGAGAGACUCCGAUCAUCUUGAUGAAAGUCGGAAGUGGCGUUGGGUGGCCAUGGACCCAUUCAGCCAGCUUAUCCUCACCAUCUCGGUGACCAGUUUCCUGACCUUCCAAUGGCUUUUCCACAAAGUCAGCCCCUGGAUGUCUAUACGCAUCAGCCCCAGCUUCCUCAACCUCAGUGACAAGCAGAAGGUGGAGUGGAACUCAAGGACGGUGUCGACGUUUCACGCACUGUUGGUGGGAAUCUUCUGUCUCUACAUCUUAUGGUUUGAUGAUGCUGUCAAUGAAGAUCCAGUGUGGGGAGAUCCUACACUGGUGAAGACUAAUGUUGCCAUUACAACAGGCUACCUCAUAUCUGAUCUGCUGCUAAUAUUUUACUAUUGGAAGGCGAUAGGCGACAAGUUUUUUGUAGUUCACCAUCUGGCAGCGUUGUAUGCUUACUACUAUGUACUGGGCCAAGGAAUGUUGCCUUAUUUUGCUAACUUCCGUCUGCUUGCUGAGUUUUCUACUCCGUGUGUGAACCAGCGCUGGUUCUUUGAGGUACUAGGAUAUCCCAAGUCCUCCCGACCCAACAUGGCAAACGGUGUUGCCAUGGCAGUAGUGUUUUUCAUGGUCCGCAUCGCCGUCAUGCCGGUCUACUACAGUCGGAUGUAUGCGGUCUACGGCACCGAGGCCUUUUACCUGGUGCCGUGGGGAGGCCGGUUAGCCUGGAUCUGCUCCAGUAUCUGUUUGGACAUCAUGAACAUUAUGUGGAUGCAUAAGAUCGCCCGCGGCUGCUACAAGGUGCUGCGCUCGGCACGCCGGAGCAAAGCUGACACACCUCAGGAGAAUGGUAAGACGGACUAAAAGGAGCGGAGACGAUGAAAUAACUGCAUCACAGACAGAAUGAUGUCACUCCUUUUGCAUUGGCGAGAAGCAUCCUGGACCUUUGACCUUUGUCAGGCUGCUACAGUAGCAGCUCACCUGGGAAGAGCAACAUUAUCGGAUCGAAUGUAAUAAGGGAAAGUGAGGUUUUGUUGAAUUCGGGCUCGGCCAUUGAGACAUGAGCCAAUGGACCGCUAAACUGGCCCUCCCUAAGCCAUGAAACAACCUCUUAGCAAUACUCUGUGUGCAUGGCCAAUUCCUUUUCUCUUGAACAGUUCACCAAUACACAAAAGAGGUUGUUGUGGACAAUGGACUGUUGCGUCCACACACAAAUUGUCACAAAGUUUACCGUUCUUCAUCAUAUUUUGUGCUCCUUUAAAAAACUUUUCACUUUUUUUUUUUCUUUUUGUAAAGUUAUUCUUGCCGGAAUCCCAGAAUUACAAUGUCAUUAAAGAAAUUCAUAUUGAUGUUGAUUCAAAAAUGUAAGGGAACACAAACGGGUCGGUGCCACAAAAUGUUUGUUUUUUGAGGGAAUAACAGGAGUCACUGCUCUUCUCCACUAAAUAAGCAAUUUUACCAUUAUUUUCCAGCGACGUCCCACAUAAUUAAAAUGAAUCAAAUAUAAUUGCAGAGAAGAGUAAAUGCAAAUAAAUCAUUUCUCUACUCACUGUCAUUUAAUUUAGAUGUUAAUUUAUUAAGCAGCCAUUAAGGAGUUUAUUGGAAAACUGUGAGUCUUGUUACUGUGAGUAACGCCUGCAUUUCGGUUUAUUAGUGCAAUGGUGUACUUGUUUUGUCUUGCUGGGUUCAAGGCGAAUCGGUUUAGAAAUGCAGCAAGAAAAAUAAGCUUUUCAUGAAGAAAUGCUUAAAAGGGAAACUGAAUGUUAAUGGUGUGAGUGUGAGUGUGUGUACAUGGACAUGAAGCAAUGUAGGAACAUAACAUUUCCACAAAGAUGAACAGAAACAAUAGUGAACAGCAAAUGUUAGUCCAUGUAAUUUAAUGUGCAUACAGCUUGAUAUCUCACAGUCUUACAGUAUCACAUUGCACAGACAAAGAUGUUUUAUUGACUUCUUGGUGGAAGACAGUAUCACAUUUAUUUCACAGUGUGCAAUGCAUGUUAAACGGUGAAACAGGUGUGAAGUGCCGUUUCAAAAAUGUUGUCCAUUUGUGGAAGAGGUGAAAUAUAGAAGGCUGUAUGAGUGAAGGCUUUGAAACAUUUAUUUACACCAAGAGUUUUGGUGGGAGAUGUUUUGGACUCAGACACUCACUUCUCUGCCUCCAUCAUCUGGCAGGUUUUAUGUAAUAUUCACACUUCAUAUUAAAUUGUCUUUUGUGGGAAAAAAAAAAAACUGCUUUAAUUUCAACCCUGGGCAACAUUUGCUGACGAGCUGCAUGCCACUGUAUGUGUGAUCCACGACGGAAGUGGGAAUUUUAAUACAGCAAAGUAAAUUCAGUACAUGCUUUUAAUGCAUUUUGUGUUUUGUUUUCAUUAUGUAAACUCAGAUAUUAGUUGAGAACAUUCUGAGUCAAACAGGUUUAUAAUGUUUGAAAGAAUUGUAAUACAUGAAAGUAACUCUCAGUAGAUAUGUUUUUUCAGCCGUUUUUCAUGACGUACACUUUUAUAUUUAUACAUCUGAUGGGUACAUGAUGGUGUUUUGUUUUCUGUGGACAUAAAUAUUCUGUUAAGUUCAUAGAUUUCCUUGUUAAAAUAUUGCCCCUUUGCCUCACUCUAUUGACUUAACUCCUUAAGCAUUUUUACAGGUGUAAUUUUGUUCACAUUAUAAAUCCUCACUAAGUUAAAAAAAAAAAAAAAACAUGUACUUGAAUUUUCAUUGUAAAAGGAUCUUCGUAUACGCUGUACAUCAGAAGCUUCUGUAAAAUGUUUUGUGAAACAAGCAGGGAUCGCUAGAUUUUAAAAUACGCCUUGAGAUAUGUUGAGCAUUUGAUUUUGUUGCCUUUUUAAAAACCAGUUAUGAUUGCACAGUGAAUAUUUUGUUCAACCUCACUCCUCACAGGGCUGAAAAAUGUCAUUUUUUUUCAGUCGUUUUGUUUCUUUUUCACAUGCUUUUACCGUGUCUGACACCUAUCUAAUGUGAUUAUUUGGCCUUUGUAACAGACCAGUUUGUAAAACUUGGUUAUUUAGUGCUUUUUUUAAUGGUUUAACAAGAUUUAUGCCAGUGCUUGUUAUUUUUUUUCUACUCCCUUGUGAAGACAGUGGAGGAUCCUAUUUCGUUUAUCUUUCUUUUCUUUAUACAACAGUGCCAACUUGAUCAAUUCUGUUCACUUUACCAACUCCGCAUACUGUUCCCUUGCCACAGUACGACAAGGCACAGUUUAGCUCGGUGUGUGUGUGAAAGACUCCUUUCAGUUACACCAUUGAAAACAGUGUGUUUGGAGCAGGAUGGACUUGACAACUUAUAAGGGGUGGAUGUCAUCUACACGAGGAUAUCACUUUCUCACAUCUUAGAAAAAGAUUCAGGAUGUGGUGUCUAUUUCACUGGAGUUAAAUGGAAACCAUGCAAGGAUUUUAAGGACACUCCUGGUGGAGACAUAGGAGUGGUACUGUAUGCAAGGUUAUGCAUGGUCAAUAUGGUCUUCAUGCACCCUCUAUAACUGCAUGUUGUAUUGCAUGGGGAUUGCACUGUAAACAAAAUAGCAUAUACAUUUGCAAGACAAUUUUUUUAGUACAUGUACAUAAUGUUUACUUAAACGUUAUUCUUGUACUGUGCCACAUAAUGUAACCCACAGAUGAUGAUAACUGAUGUGAUUUAAACGUCAUAAAGCAGAUAUUUAGCAUAAUAUCCAGCACAGAAAUAAUCAAUAAGGGAAUACUUGAAUACUAAUCAGCACAGUUUAUAACAAUCUGGGCAGUGCAAAUAAACAUUAAUCCUACAAGCAUCUUGCAUCUUAUGCGUACCAUUGUCUUUAAUUUAUUAAUCCAUGAUAAGUAGACAUAAAACAAUGCAGAUGCCUAACGAUGCAUGGCACUGCCGGUUUUCGCUGUUUUUGUUCUGAAUGUUGUAAGGAAGAGAGAUGUGAAUAGAUGGAUGUUUAGUGACAUUCUAUGAAUGUAUUGAAAAAGAGAAAAUAUUUGUCAUUUACAUUUUCACUUGUUCUUACAAUAAAUACCAAAUUACUGA